AUGCACCAACCACCUAGAUGUGCUAGACUUCCACCACGUGGAAUUUUUGUGCGCCGAUGCUGCCUCCGCUGCCGGACCUUCGGCCUCGGCAUAUACCAUUCACGGCCCAAUCCGUCAUCACUACGAGCAACACUGCACACGCCUCCAUGUACUGGCGCGGCUGCCACGAUCGUGCCAUCCUUCUCUGUAGACGCCGCACGCCGCUUCACGGCCGAUUACGGCCUUGCGGUGCGCGCCCUCGCCAUACGUGUAGCCGAUGCCGCCGAGGCAUUCUCCGCUAGUGUGGACGCUGGUGCGCGCCCUACGGAACUGGGGCACGAUUUCGUCAUGGCCAAGGUCGAGCUAUUAGGAGACGCGGUUCUUCGUUUCGUGAGCUACCCAGACGGUACCGACGUGACCUUCAUCCCUGGUUUCGAGAGCGUCGCUAGUUCGGGGUCUCUGGACUUCGGACUCACCCGGUUUGACCAUAUCGCCUGUGGCGUCCCAGACCUGGCUUCCGUCGCCUCGUACAUCGCCCAGUACACAGGGUUCCACGAAUUCUCCAAUUUCACCGCCGAGAAAGUGGGUAUGAAAGAAAGCGCGCUGAACGGCCUGGUGCUUGCCAACAACAAGGACACUGUGCUACUAACGCUCCUGGAGACGGUGCACGGCACCAAGCACGGCACCAAACGGCCUGCCAGCGACGACCUUCUUUGCACGUUGAGGGGGAUCCGUGCGCGGUCGUCCAUGGGCGGCUUUGAGCUCCUGCCAGCGCCGCCGCCCAGCUACUAUGACGAUGUAAGGCAGAUCGCCAGUGACGUCUUAUCGGAGGAGCAGAUUAAGGAGUGCCAGGAAAUGGGCGUGCUGGUGGACAGGGAUGACCACGGAGGAGUUGUGCUACAAGUUUUCACCAAAGCGGCGGUAGACAGGCCAACAUUGCUUUUGGAGUUUAUCCAAAGGAUCGAGGGCAUGGAGAACCAGCACCAGCAGGUAUACCCCAAGGGUGGCUACGGUGGGUUUGCCAAGGACAACGUCAAUCAUAUCUUCUUUUGA
Messenger RNA from Triticum aestivum (bread wheat), 1032 nucleotides. Its product is annotated as 4-hydroxyphenylpyruvate dioxygenase-like. Gene Ontology annotation, biological process: L-tyrosine catabolic process. Gene Ontology annotation, molecular function: 4-hydroxyphenylpyruvate dioxygenase activity. The record is from RefSeq and is a predicted model, not a curated record. Bases 1 to 1032 code for a protein of 343 amino acids. The transcript is spliced from 3 exons. Lineage: Eukaryota; Viridiplantae; Streptophyta; Magnoliopsida; Poales; Poaceae.